GCAACAUGGCGUGGUGGAAUCUUUGAAAACAAUUGGAGCUGGAAGAUGAUGCUGUUUGUAUUUAAUUCUGGUCAGAUCCUACCAGGUUAGUUGGUUCCAAGCGGCUGCUACCUUCGAAAUUCUUCUUCAUUCUCCAAAAAACAAUCAUCCAAACUGCAUUCAGUAUUAACUCCUUCAAACUACCUACCACCUUACCUUAUCAAGCUACAAUCAAGAUGUCGUCUCAAGAAGGUCGCCAAUCACCUCCUCCCGAGAGCCAGACUGGUCCUCAGCUCAAAGACACCCCCGGCUCGGGUCAAGGUCUCCAAGAUACUCCUCAGGACAAGGACAAGUCUAACAAGGACCAAUUGGAGAAUCUCUCCUCGAACCCAAAGGGAACUAUGGACGACGCAGUCAAAGACAAGUUCACAAAGCCGAAUCCUUGAGAAGGAAGAACUGGAUUCAAUGCGCUGGGUCUAGGAAGCACAUACAUUGUUUUCCUUGGUGGAGUUGGCACCGCGCAAGUCAGAGUUGGAAGCUCAAUUUAAUCGAAUGUCACGAAUGAUCAUGAUCGUAAUUGUUUAUUUGUUCCUAUUCACAAAAGUGCACUCAAGCCUUCUCGUCCAUGAAGUGACUGUCACAUGCAAAUAAAUGC
Molecule: messenger RNA, 634 nt
Organism: Pyricularia oryzae 70-15
Lineage: Eukaryota; Fungi; Ascomycota; Sordariomycetes; Magnaporthales; Pyriculariaceae
Exons: 2
Coding region: 216-425 (69 amino acids)
Source: RefSeq, a predicted model, not a curated record